GUAUACAUACUUAGUCAACUGUCGUCCGUUCGUCCUACCUUCGUCUGCCUCCUUGCUUCUAUAUUUUCAUUCUUCCCCUCUGUUCCUUAUCUAACUAUCUUUCUUUGUCUUACCUUAUAUUCGAAGACUCUGACCUUCGCCAGCGAAAAUCACCUGUAACGAAUUGACUGCCGCACCUGCGCCCCUCUUUAAGCGGGGAACCCAGCCCGUCAACACCAUGACCACCCGCUACCGCGUUGAAUAUGCCCUCAAGUCCCACCGGCGGGACCAAUUGAUCGAGUGGAUCAAAGGCCUUCUGGCAGUACCAUUCGUCCUGCACUCGCAGCCCACCGCCGUCUACCAGGAGCACAGCGAGAACCUGAUCGCGGUCGCCGCCGACACCCACCAACGGUAUGCGGAGAUCUUCCGGGACGUGGAGAAGCUGAUCAGCGACCACAUCACGCACCAGGCCCAACAGGCGCCCGGCAAGUCCAAGCUCAAGCUGCUGGUGCCGACGGUGGGCUCGUUCUUCACGCCGCUGCCCCUCGAGGACGCCUUCAACUACCAGGACCGGCAGCGGUUCAUCAGCCGGCGGCGGUUCGUGGCGCCCUCGUUCAACGACGUGCGGCUGAUCCUCAACUCGGCGCAGCUGUUCGGCCUGGCCCGCACCACCGGCGUCGACCUGGUCACCUUCGACGGCGACGUCACCCUCUACGACGACGGCGCCUGCCUGACCGAUGACAACCCCGUCAUUGCCCGCAUCACCCGCCUCCUCCUGACCGGCCGCAAGGUCGGCAUCGUCACCGCCGCCGGCUACACUGAGGCCGCCAAGUACUACGAGCGGCUGCGCGGCCUGCUGGACGCCAUGCACGCCUCCCCCAGCCUGACCGACGCCCACCGCGCCGGCCUCGUCGUCAUGGGCGGCGAGAGCAACUUCCUCUUCCGCUACGACCACCACUCCCCCCACCGCCUCGUCUACGUGCCCCGCUCCGAGUGGGUGCUCGAGGACAUGCGCGCCUGGCAGGAAGCCGACAUCACCGAGCUGCUCGACAUCGCCGAGUCCUCGCUCCGCGCCUGCGCCGCCAACCUCAGCCUGCCCGUCGCCGUCCUCCGCAAGGACCGCGCCGUCGGCGUCUACCCGCUCGACCGCAGCAAGAUCACCCGCGAGCAGCUCGAGGAGACCGUCCUCGUCGUGCAGAAUACCGUCGAGCGCUCGCCCGUCGGCUCCCGCCUGCCGUUCUGUGCUUUCAACGGCGGCAACGACGUGUUCGUGGACAUCGGCGACAAGUCCUGGGGUGUGCGGGCGUGCCAGAAGUACUUCGGCGGCAUCGAGCCCGCGCGCACGCUGCACGUGGGCGACCAGUUCCUGUCGGCGGGCGCCAAUGAUUUCAAGGCGAGGCUGGCGUCGACCACGGCGUGGAUUGCGAGUCCGGCGGAGACGGUGCAGCUCCUGGAUGAGCUGGAAGGGCUGUCGUAGGACCUGGCGAUUGUGUUUGUUGCUGCUUGUCGGGCAAUAGGACUGAUGGCUCGUAUUGCCCGCAGCAGAAGUCUAACUAAUUCUUUGUUGUGAUUUAUCAGCGUUAGUUUGUCUGGGAGCGAUGCUUUAUAAUCAAACGCCGGUUGCCGAGCGGGAUUUCCAAGCCGGGCCUGCUUGUAUC
Molecule: messenger RNA, 1637 nt
Organism: Aspergillus aculeatus ATCC 16872
Lineage: Eukaryota; Fungi; Ascomycota; Eurotiomycetes; Eurotiales; Aspergillaceae
Gene: isn1
Product: IMP 5'-nucleotidase ISN1
Exons: 3
Coding region: 218-1456 (412 amino acids)
Biological process (GO): nucleotide metabolic process; nicotinic acid riboside biosynthetic process; nicotinamide riboside biosynthetic process
Molecular function (GO): magnesium ion binding
Source: RefSeq, a predicted model, not a curated record